Molecule: messenger RNA, 444 nt
Organism: Iphiclides podalirius (scarce swallowtail)
Lineage: Eukaryota; Metazoa; Arthropoda; Insecta; Lepidoptera; Papilionidae
Source: the annotation of a GenBank genome assembly
AUGGACCUCGUUGAGAAAACGAAUAAUAUUUCAAUUAACGAAACAACAGCACAGUUAAAAAGAAUGGAUUAUAUUGAUUGGAAGGAAUACUUCAUGGCAACAGCAUUCUUAGCAGCCAAACGAAGUAAGGACCCAUGCUAUCAAGUUGGAGCAUGUGUUGUUAACAAAGAAAAUAAGAUUGUGGGAAUCGGAUACAACGGUAUGCCUACAGGGUGCAGUGAUGAUGAAUUUCCUUGGGGAAAAAAUACACCAUCACCUUUAGAUAGCAAAUUUUUAUAUGAGGUUGUGUACCUCUCUGACAAAAAUGCACACAAACCAACAUAUAUAGCAUCUAAAAUAAUGUUUGAUGCUGCUGGAGUUAUGUAUUGGCAAUUUAAACCAAAGAAUGAAAAAAUUGUAAUCAACUUCACCGGUAUAGACUGGGAAAAUAUGAGUCCAUCGAAA